AUGAUUAUCCCGGUGCGGUGUUUCUCAUGUGGAAAGGUCAUUGGAGAUAAGUGGACCGCCUACUUGGAGCUCCUUGCUAACGACAUGAGCGAAGGUGACGCCCUCGAUAACCUACAGCUCAAGCGGUACUGCUGCCGUCGGAUGGUCUUGACGCACGUAGACUUGAUUGAGAAGUUGCUGCAUUAUAAUCCGAUGGAGCGCUCCAAGGACAAGGGCUUCUGA
Messenger RNA from Coniophora puteana RWD-64-598 SS2, 222 nucleotides. RefSeq lists its product as uncharacterized. Gene Ontology annotation, molecular function: zinc ion binding; DNA-directed RNA polymerase activity; DNA binding. Gene Ontology annotation, biological process: transcription by RNA polymerase I; transcription by RNA polymerase II; tRNA transcription by RNA polymerase III. The transcript has 4 exons. The record is from RefSeq and is a predicted model, not a curated record. Gene Ontology annotation, cellular component: RNA polymerase II, core complex; RNA polymerase III complex; RNA polymerase I complex. NCBI's taxonomy places the organism in Eukaryota, Fungi, Basidiomycota, Agaricomycetes, Boletales, Coniophoraceae. Bases 1 to 222 code for a protein of 73 amino acids.